AAGUUUGCCAGCAAGAAAAGAAAGUCAACUAAACAAACAGUGAUUUUCAACGGUCCUAUUAGUGGUGGCACAAUUAACGGCAUCAAUAACGGUGAAGUUCACUGUACUAAUGAACCAAGCUCAAGUAGACAUAAUAAUGUACUCAAGCGAAAGGUCGAAGGAGAUGAAGAAGAUACAGAAGACAAAUCAGAGAAGAAUAUCUUAAACAAUGACAAUAAAUCAAGCUGCUGGUCAGAUUGGCUCCCCUAUCUCGAAAUGCAUGAAUCAGCCUUUCAUCCAUACAGUCCAGAGGCAAACAACAUUAUCCGAUCUGGCAACGGGGUAUCUCCAAAACCAUACCUUGAUCGUGAUUUAUACAACAAACACAUGAAAGCGCGAGCCAUCGAUACCCAACCAAUUCCUCAUGCCUUCCAUAAAUAUAUUGACGCAUACAUUGACUCUAAUAAUUUUGCCAAGGCUAAAAAGGAGAUAAGAUCUCUCUCCUUAUUACUAUCAAUGGAAGAAGAAGGUAUCUACCACAACAUCAGUAACAUGGAAUUCCUUGAACAGCUUUUGAUUAAAGUACAUACAUCCUAUACAUCCCAUAUUGAUUAUCAAUCUAGUGAGGAUACCUUCAACCAACUAUUUGUCUGGCCUUACCUUAAUACCACUGGGAGGAGCAUUGUAACCCAUGACUGUAAGUCUAAUUUCUUACAAGGACAGCCUGUUUUGGAAAGUAUGAAUAGACAGCUUAAGGCUUUGAAUCUUUUUGUCGACGAGAAGAGUCAAAACAAAUCGGAUGGCUUGAUAAAGCUUUUUGGAUUAAAGAACCUAGAACUUGUUUUACUCGAAACUUCUGGCCAUUUCACAAACAGCGACAAGGGUAAAAUUAAACUGGACCACCAUAAAGGAAUGUACGGUGUCCUUUCAAUGCUUAAAUGCGUCGCUGACGAUUUCUCGUUCGCGUCUGCUGACAAGUUUAGUUCGGUCAAAGUAUUUUUUAUUCAUACCGCAGAAACAGAAUUGCAUUUGUGGAGUGUGCGAUAUCAAGAUGGGCUUUACGACUUUUGGAGAGAACACUGUUUGGAAAUUCGCCCUGAUUUUGAAGAUAGGGCUAUGUUUGUUCCACAAUUAAUUGAAUUUUGCUGGAACGUAAAGUAUUUGUUGGAAAAGGCGGUGGAAGAUAUUAUAGAAGUAAAGAAAGACCAUCAAAUAAAUAGCGCAAAAUAUCGAUAUAAUCCUCAAGAAUGUAUCCAGCUCAGCGCUAUCAUCAACCCAAUAAUUUUGAAGUUGACAAAAGAGGAUGAUAAUGAAGGUAUGGGAAAGCUUGGCCCAAUGUAUUCCCCCCCCUCACUAUUGAUUUUUUCCCUGCAUCAUUCUUUAUAUUUCCAUUAUCGUUGUAUUUUUAUAAAAUAAAAGUGUUGUAGUGGAGUAAUCUCUUAAUACAAAUAUUAUUUAAA
Messenger RNA from Cokeromyces recurvatus, 1439 nucleotides. RefSeq lists its product as uncharacterized. The record is from RefSeq and is a predicted model, not a curated record. The transcript has 8 exons. NCBI's taxonomy places the organism in Eukaryota, Fungi, Mucoromycota, Mucoromycetes, Mucorales, Mucoraceae. The coding region runs from base 256 to 1395 and encodes 379 amino acids.